Python bivittatus (Burmese python) is the source of this 4348-nucleotide messenger RNA. RefSeq names its product transmembrane and coiled-coil domain family 1 (gene TMCC1). Gene Ontology annotation, biological process: membrane fission; endosome membrane tubulation; endosome fission. The record is from RefSeq and is a predicted model, not a curated record. Gene Ontology annotation, cellular component: endomembrane system. NCBI's taxonomy places the organism in Eukaryota, Metazoa, Chordata, Lepidosauria, Squamata, Pythonidae.
GCAGAGCAGUUGUAGGCAUGUUGGUCCUUUGUUCAAGUCAUGCACUGGGAACAACUCCUGCGCCUCAGGAAAGCCAAGAUCGAACGAUUAGAUGUAAGUAGCCUAGCACAAACAACUAGCGCAGUGGCAUCAAGCACAGACUGCAGUAUCAAUGCAGACUCUGUUGAUGGAACACCAGAUCCACAACGCACAAAAGUGGCCAUCACUCAUCUGCAGCAGAAAAUACUGAAACUUACAGAGCAAAUCAAAAUAGAGCAAACAGCUCGGGAUGACAAUGUGGCAGAAUACCUGAAAUUAGCCAAUAAUGCUGACAAGCAGCAGAGUGCCCGGAUUAAGCAGGUGUUUGAGAAGAAGAACCAGAAAUCAUCCCAGACAAUCCUCCAGUUGCAAAAGAAGCUAGAGCACUAUCAUCGGAAGCUGCGAGAGAUUGAACAGAAUGGUAUUCAUCGACAGCCCAAAGAUGUCUUGAGGGAUAUGCACCAAGGGCUAAAGGAUGUAGGAGCAAAAGUCACUGGCUUCAGUGAAGGAGUAGUAGAUAGUGUUAAAGGUGGACUUUCCAGCUUUUCCCAGGCAACUCAUUCAGCAGCUGGAGCUGUUGCUUCUAAACCUCGAGAAAUUGCCUCACUUAUUAGAAACAAGUUUGGAAGUGCUGACAAUAUUACUAAUCUGAAGGACGCUUUGGAAGAAAGUCAAGACGAUGGAACUGGAGGAAAGACUUUAGGUGUUCAUAACUUUCAGUCGAGCCCAAAAUAUGGCAGUGAGGAAGAUUGCUCCAGUGCUACAUCAGGCUCAGUGGGAGCCAAUAGCACCACAGGAGUCCACUUGGGAGCACCAAGCUCCAAAACAAACACUCUGGAAAUGCAAAGCUCAGGGUUUGAUGCAAUACUGCAUGAGAUUCAAGAGAUCAGAGAGGUUCAAGUACGACUGGAGGAAUCCUUUGAAGAUCUCAAAGUUCACUAUCAGCGAGAUUAUACCUUGAUAAUGCAGGCUCUACAGGAAGAAAGAUACCGAUGUGAGCGGCUAGAAGAGCAGCUGAAUGACCUGACUGAGCUUCAUCAGAAUGAGAUCCUCAACUUAAAACAGGAAUUGGCCAGCAUGGAGGAAAAGAUAGCUUACCAGUCCUAUGAACGAGCCCGAGAUAUCCAGGAGGCCCUAGAGGCAUGUCAGACCAGAAUCUCCAAGAUGGAACUGCAGCAGCAACAGCAGCAAGUUGUCCAGUUGGAGGGCCUUGAAAAUGCCACUGCCAGAAACCUUCUGGGCAAGCUAAUAAACAUCCUCCUAGCUGUGAUGGCUGUCCUGUUGGUCUUUGUCUCCACCGUGGCCAACUGCGUGGUCCCCCUGAUGAAAACUCGCAGCAGGACGUUCAGCACUUUCUUUGCCCUGGUCUUCAUUGCCUUCUUGUGCAAGCACUGGGAUGCCAUUGCUGGCUACUUGGAACGUUUUUUUUCACCCCCCAGAUGAUGGCAAGAACAGGCUGUUGCCUCACUCACACGAGCUGGCCCUGGCAAGGAAAUGCAUCAAAGCUCGGUCAGCAAUUCCUUCCUCCACCGAAGAUUUAACAUGUCCGAGUGUGAAUUUGUUUACAGUUAAAAUAACAUUUUUUCUCUGAGACACAUUGGCAAUAGUGGGGUUUCUUUUUAGAUUUUAUUAAAGAACUCUUUUUUUUUGUCAAAAAUCCUGGACAGUUUUUAUGUAGCAUGGUUCUCUUUGGAUGCAAAUCUUAAUAUUCUGUAAGUGUACAAAGAUAAAACACAAAUCUGGAGCACACCAAUGGGCAAAUUAAAUUAUGGCUCAACUACUGUACUAAACCUGGUCAGAGGAGGAAAGGACAAUAACAUAAAUUCUAACGAAAAUAAUCCGGUGCAUAGCGAUACUCUGAUUAUCCUAUAAUGCUACUGUGAAACCUGACGACAUUCUGUGUCUGAAUGUAUAGCUUCAGGAUGGCUUUCUCUAGUGAAAGACCAAUGCAAUAUAUGGAACUUCCUGGAUCUCUUCCUGGGCUUGCCUCUUCUGCUGUUGAACUUUCUGGCUAGAUAUAUGAAGUGGAUUAGUUAUCCUGUGCACACUUACUGCACAGUUGUACUACAGUAUUUUGAAGUAGCCCUUUGAAUAUUUUAAGCAAAAGCCCUUGGUUGCACUUUGACUGUUUUUUAAUGUAUGUAUAGUCACAGAUUUAAAAAUCCAAAUGGCAUACUUGAAGAGUGUAAUACUCAAACUCUCAGUGCUUCCUUAUUGUUUCUAAUAGGAUUUUUUAUUCUUAUUGGGGAUUGUUUUUGAACUUAAUGGUUGGGAGCAUCAUCUCUCUUUCUCUCCCUUGCUCUCUUUGAAUAAAGAAGUGAUGUUCUUAAAUGAAGAAGUGUGUGAAUAAAUGUGAGCUAUCUUGUCCUGAGAUGAUUUUGAGGGUUGCAAAUAAUUUUUAAUGUAUCUCAAGUGCAAACCUGUUCAAAUGUGAUCUGUGUCCUCCUUAACUUCCAGACAUAGCAUUAAGAAAACAGAUUCUCUUUCCCCUCCUGCCGGUCCCUAUGCAUUUUGUUUUGUUCGGAAGUGAAGGAGGAACUUAAAAUCUUUACCCUGGUCCUAUUGUGUCUAGACCAGUUAUUUUAAUGAGAAUAAAGAAAUCCUGGUUUAUUCUAAGAAAAACAAAUGGGAACUUUUGAAAGCAUGAGUGAGUGAGCUGUUCUGAGAAAAGAUAUAGGGAGUCUUAACCUUACUGAUAAUAAAUAGGACUUAAACUUUCGGUUUAGGCUCCUCCAUGCCAAAGUUGGAGUGGUAGCUGGGAUAGGCUACAGUCAGUCAGCUUCAGAUCUAUCAUAAAGUUACCUGACAUCUCUAAGGAAGACAUAAAUGCUUAAGGAAGCAUCAAGGCCAAUCCUUGUAAUAGUCCCCAAGUUAACAUAUUAUUCAAAUAUGCCCUUGAGAACUGAAACCAAAGCUGCCCUACUAACAGUGUUCACACUGUUGGUGCUUUUUAUGUUUAGAGUCAGCCCCUUCAACUUCACUGUGUUCCCAUAUAGGACAUCAUGAAACCUCCUGCAUUAGUAAGAUUUGGUACAGCCUUCCUGACAGCUGGGCAUUGCCAAGAAGUAGGGAAACAAAAGAGCAAGUGAACUGUGCCCCCCCCCACUCAUUACUCAACAUAUGCUUGAAACAGGUUCUUCCUGUUUCAAGCAUGUAAAACAAGAUCUCAUGAAAAUUACACAUACAAAUGUUCCAAAUAGAAUUUGUUCUUGCAAGACACUUAUUUAGAAAAGCAGUGGUAUGAGCUGCUUGUAUUCCUACUUUCACUGCUUUUUUGGAAAUGUAAACUGGGCCCGGAAUUGUAAGAAGGUUGGUUCUGUUAGUAAGUCUUUAGCCAUAGUGUCAUGUUUUUCCAAAGUCUCUUUAAUGCUGGCCAACAAGCUUUAUAUUUGUAAAAGUCAGAAUUAAAAUUCUUAAUUCUAGCUGUUUUCAUUGUGAAACAGUUAAGUAUUCUUUUGCAUUUCUGGAAUAUAAUCAUUUAAUUCUAACUUGGCCAUGUUUUAUCUAAGAGCCUAAUAAUCCCUAAAUGGCCUACAUAAUGUAGAAUUGAAUCCUGAAGUUCUUACUGUUUAGGUUUUAUUAUUUAAACUUUGCUUCUAUUCCCUCUCCUUUGUUAAAUGGAACUUGGCCUUUUGAGUGUCAGCUAACAAUAGAGAAACUUCCUUUCGCCCCAAUCAUCAUUCAAGAGGUUUAGCAUAUAAUUUUCAGAAUUGCAAUUCUUUGUACACUCAGAUCCCUAAUGCUAACAUGCACCACAGAUUGGUACUGAAAAAAAAUCUUCUUGUCCCCCAAGGAGAUUGCCAGUUACAAAAGAUUCUGGCCAAAAACUAAGCAUUCUGUUUCUCUAACCCUACAGAUGUAGAUUGUUGGUUAAUAUCUGUUUGUAUUAACAUACCUUGCCCUGCCAUUUGAAAUCUUUAUUGAAUUUAUGACCACUGUUCCUGAGCAUCUCAGUAUCCCUCCACCUUUCUGCAUGUUCUUAAUGAUUUAAAAAGGGCAUGAUUUGGACACCAACCUGAAAUGCUUGAGUGGCUUCUAGGGCCACCUUCAUUACACAUGAAUUUGCUGUAGAUAAGCUUAGCAAAGCAGAGGAACAAAUACGACCUAGAUGAGUAUUCUUUAUUCAAUAUUCACUGAAGUCUGUUGGUGAAUAUUUCAUUGCCUUUUCUUGUAAACAUGUAUAAUUUCUGAAUGUGUAUUAUUUGAUAAAUAUUAUAACAGCUAACACCUGUUUACUGAGAAAAAAAAGAAAAAUGAUAGAGCCCUAAUCUUCAAAAUUUUUCCAAAAACAUGUUUUGGUUCAUGAUUAAAACUGGCUUUCGAUACAUUC